AUGCGGAAUUCUCGAUUAUACGCCGUUCUGGCGGUCUUCUCAGCUGCCUCCGUCGUUGUUAUUGCGCAGAGAUCUCAACAAGCAGUAAUUGCGGAUCUGGGUAAACUCAUCGUCGACAAUUGUCCACCAAUGUUGUGUACCGGAUUGGAUUGUGCAGUCGUCACAGAGAGAAACGGGUGUCAGCUGUGCGCAUGUCCCAUCGGUUCCCCAUCCCGUGGUUGCGACCCAAUGCCAUUCAUCCUCUGGCACGAUCUCAUCGUCAACGGUUGCCCGAACGUCACCCUGAAUAGCCGUGACCCCGCCCAGAAAGUGCACAGAUGGUUCCGCCGAGUGAAUCGGUUCACCAACACCGACCAGUGCGAACCCUACAUUUUCCCCUAUUGCCCAGAGUUGGACUUUAAUUUGUGGCGGUCGCCUAGAACUAAGCAGGAAUGCGAAUUGUACUGCUACUCGAUCGACGAGCAGCGAAAGCGUGGAAUCAUCUAA
Molecule: messenger RNA, 486 nt
Organism: Caenorhabditis remanei
Lineage: Eukaryota; Metazoa; Nematoda; Chromadorea; Rhabditida; Rhabditidae
Exons: 3
Coding region: 1-486 (161 amino acids)
Source: RefSeq, a predicted model, not a curated record